GGAUGGUGAUUUCUGAAUGCAUUUGAGUGUCAGAUAAACAUUGCAGGCUUUGCCCUUUCUCCCAUGCAUGAGCACACACAGGACACACACGCACCCCCCCUCAGCACACCUACAAUAAAAACUGUACUCUGCUCCAGUGAUUUUGCCCUUUCAGCUCCACACCUGGAAAAGACACAUUACCCAAAGGUUCAUACUGCGUGGCUCCAUUUCCAUUUUGAUCCAUCCAGUGUGAUCCAUCCAUCUAGAGAAUGAUAUUACAAUCCUUUCCUUAUCUAGAGAUCUUCCUGGGCUUCCUGGGCUUUGGUCUGGCCAUCCUGUUCUGCACCAGCUUCUGCAGAUCGUGCACCCGUCUGCGAGAGGUGCAGAGAGAGAGGGAAGCACAACACCGCAGGGAGCAGGACACCCAGCUGCGCUCCAUAUACUUCAUCCCCUUUCCUAGAAGUAUUUCACAGCAGGACAAUGAAGACAUGCAAAGGAGCGACCACCUUUCCCCACCAAGAUACAGCACCACCGUCCGCUAUGAGCCCCCACCAUCCUAUAAUGAGCUGGGAAUAAAACCGGAUGAUCCCCCACCUCCCUAUACAGAACAUAACAUUCCUGACAUUUUAAGCACACAGUCACCAACUCAGACGAACCUGCAACUAUCGCAAGAACUCUUUCACCCAUAAGGCAGGCGUUUUAUCCUGGUGAUCAUGGACAAUCUUGCACUGCCGUCAUGCAGUUUAUAACCUUUCACUUUUUGUUUUUCCUAUGCAGUCAUUUUUUUUAUUGUUGAACUUUUCUUCAAUUUCAGUUCAAUUUACUUUAUUAUUUUUAUUUAAUAAAGUCAUGCCCUAGUGCUCUAUAGGAAAACUAAACAUAGGGGUCUGAUCUUUCAAAGGUUUGCCUGUACAAAAACACCUGCAAACUGGAUUGUGUGUGCAAAGCUGAUCUACAAACCAGGUGCAAAUCAACAGUGCAAUUUUUUUUGCCUUUGUGUUUGCCUUUAUCAAUAUGCCAAACAUAAAAUAAUGACUCAAAUACACAAAUUUAUGAGAGGCGAAUAUGCAAAUUGUUGUACUAUUGUUUUGUAGCACUUAUUGGUACUAAUAUAAAUCCAAUUAUAUUUUAUUAUUAUUAUCUCCAAAUCCAAGGCAUCUAACUACAUCUUUAAUUGGCUGCUCUGCUCUUCUACGCUAUCUAUAGUAACAGCCAGUAGCACACUCAAUCUCCUCAUUUAAAUAGGGCAGUCCAAACCACACCUGUUAUCCAUUGCAUACACAAUCUUUGUAGAUCACCCCCAACAAAAAACAAAAAAAAACUGCAAGUGCAAUAAGUGGGCGCCACUUAUUGCACUUGCAGUUUUUUUUUGUUUUUUUUUUGGCACAAGCAGUUUAGCGCUCCUUAUUUGCAAUCUUUAAAGAUCAGGCCUUACACAAAAUUAAUGAGUUUCAGAACUCUUUCAGGACUUUGUUUUAGUUUGUGCCUAACUUUGUGGACUGAAGAGGUGUUUAUUUCAUGGGUUUCGGUAAAUUAUUUUUUCUUGUAGUCAAAAGUCUGUUUUGGCACAAUUGUUGUCAGCAUUGUGAUGUUUUAAUGAUUGAUUCUGAACAAAACAUUUCUGUCAGUUUGCUUGUUUGUUGCAAAAACACUGUGAUAAACUGAAAAUGAUGUCA
Molecule: messenger RNA, 1655 nt
Organism: Girardinichthys multiradiatus
Lineage: Eukaryota; Metazoa; Chordata; Actinopteri; Cyprinodontiformes; Goodeidae
Exons: 4
Coding region: 249-668 (139 amino acids)
Source: RefSeq, a predicted model, not a curated record